AUGGACACCCGCGAGUUUGCCACGAGAGACGAACUGUGGCGCAUUCAAGAGACGUUGAACGACCUCUCGGCAACGCAGGCUCUUCACUCAGAUCGCAUCAUGCGCUUGGAGCAGAAGGUUCCUGAUGGCAGCAGACCUAGAAGUCUGUGGGGGGCGAGCUCUCCAUUUCCCCUGGGCUCUUCCCAUCACGAGUCGACGCUCAACCCGGCUGCUGAAGCUUUCCGCAACUUUGAUGCAGAUCCUAUGAUAAGUUCUUUGACCCUUGACCCCACCGACGACCCGCGGAGAGCUGUUGCAUCAAGAGCCAACUCCGUACGCUUUGACGAGAGUGCCAACAACCACUAUGGCUCCUCGAGACAGUCUAUGGAAUUGCCCACACGCACAGGCAGUGGACUAGGUGGCCAUGCGCUCUCAGAGAGAUCUCUUUCUCAUCGUUCUGACGGGAGGCCCGCACCUACUGGAUUUGGUCGUACGAACAGCUUUGGUCUCGAACAGAGUCGGCUGCUUGGUUCCAUUCACAACUCGCCUCGAGUUUCAGGCAAUCCCCCACCAGGGUUCUUCAUCUUAGGGCCAUGUCCGGCCAUCAUCCGAUGCUGGCUGACUCAAUCCUUCUCCAAUACCUCAUUACUCUACGCUGCCCUGUGCACCGGCUCGGCGGUUUCGUCUGUCAGCCAGUCACUGUUGUCCAAACUUAACCUGACCGACACCAUAUUCGACGACGGAGGCUAUCGCUCUAUUCGGCUACCCGUGUAUCUGACCGAAGCCAAAAUCCACAGUCCUGCCGCUGUCAGAUCAGCCAGCCCGAUCCCACCCAUCCCUACUUUGAUGGUCAAGUUUGUGAUCGAUGAACAGACGGUGACCGGUUCGUCGAUUCAGAUCAUCCUAGGCAGCGAUGUUCUGAGAUCACACAACGCCGACAUUUUGUUCUCACAGGACAAGGUCAUGAUUUUUGACGAGGAACGUAAUCAGGUCUCGAUCCCCCUGUGCCGACCUGAAGACGAUGCCUCUUUCAAGGAUCUCUGCACGGUUCCGCGCCACCAUGCGUCUUCGAUAGGUGAGGCUCUACCGCCGCCAGCUUCACCAGUGGGAGUCAUUGGCCAAUCAGAGAGACUCAACACGGCGCAUACGACUGUAUCCCCUACAACAGCUCAAUCCAGUGGCUUGCACUCCGCUGCCCCGUCUGAACCAGGAGAUGUGCAUAGAGCCGACCAACCCUCGGAGCGAUCAAGACGAUCCAGUGUGGAUAUGUCUCAACCACGGCCUCCCGACGAUUCCAAGUCCACGACUGGCAGCGAGAAAUCAUUCACCGCGCCAACCUCGAAAUCUGGUUCGGGGGUGUGGUCUAAUUCCUGGCGUUCUGUAUCCUCGGGCACUCCAAACGAUGCAGGCUCCAAGACUUUGUCUAGUUACGCACGACCUCACACGCAGAGAACCAUGAAAAUUUUGCGGCCAGCAAAGACAAUGGCAAAUGCCACCAGAACUCCUUCUGCGUCCUCCACAGCGCCCAACGGUACAGAAGGAACGCAUGGAAACGCGAACGACAUUGGGAAGGCUGCAGCUCAAUCCGAUCCGAGCGGGGAGUCGAAAGGUGCGCAAUCGACCGCCACAGCACGAAGUAAUCCAAUUGGUUCAGGCACUGCCUUUGGUUGGUUGAACGCAGGGCCACAACGGAGAACAACCGCGAACAGUUGA
Fonsecaea erecta is the source of this 1692-nucleotide messenger RNA. RefSeq lists its product as hypothetical. Lineage: Eukaryota; Fungi; Ascomycota; Eurotiomycetes; Chaetothyriales; Herpotrichiellaceae. Bases 1 to 1692 code for a protein of 563 amino acids. The transcript has 2 exons. The record is from RefSeq and is a predicted model, not a curated record.